Molecule: messenger RNA, 1122 nt
Organism: Musa acuminata AAA Group (dessert banana)
Lineage: Eukaryota; Viridiplantae; Streptophyta; Magnoliopsida; Zingiberales; Musaceae
Product: membrane-anchored ubiquitin-fold protein 3
Exons: 3
Coding region: 492-848 (118 amino acids)
Molecular function (GO): protein binding
Source: RefSeq, a predicted model, not a curated record
CAGAAAAAAGGAGUAUCCUUUAAAAGUCGCCUCUUCGGCUCCUUCUCGGCCCAUGUCAACAGGGGAGACUCCCAACGCGGGAUUCCUCUUUGGCAUGAUCAAAGAAAUCAAGAUCCAAUUUUUACGCGAGGAAUUCCCUCCUUGGGGGGGAUUGAUCUCGGCUUCCUGAACCGGAAUCACGAGAUCUCAAUCUGGGCGAUCGCUGAGACCCCCUGCUCUUUGGUUUUGGAUUUGGAAAUCUAUUGCCAAAAGGAGGGGGGGGGGGGGGGGGGGGGCUUUCUGCUGCCGGCUUUGGAGGCUCGAUCGCGGCGGCAGAAGGGCGUUUGGGAUUUGUCGUAAAGAUCAGUUCUUGCUCGACAUUCUGAAGUGAUUUGUUUGUAGAUAUCGAAUUGCUCAAAAUCUCUAUUGUUCUUCUAGGAGAUUGGAUUUCGAGCGAGGAUAUCAUGCGAUACUAAAUCCAAGAUUCUCUCUUUUCUUGGAGGUGAUCUAGAAUGGCAAAAGAAGACUUGAUUGAGCUCAAAUUUAGGCUCUCUGAUGGCACAGACAUCGGGCCGAACAAGUAUGAUCCUUCCACCACCGUGGCAUCUCUCAAAGAAUUCAUACUCGAUCGGUGGCCUCAAGAUAAAGAAAUUGCUCCUAAAACAAUCAAUGACGUGAAGCUCAUAAAUGCGGGUAAAAUAUUGGAGAACAACCGAACCAUUGCUGAGUCUAGGGUACCAGUUGGUGAGCUUCCUGGUGGUGUAAUUACCAUGCAUGUUGUAGUUCGACCUCCUGUACUCGACAAGAACAAUGAGAAGCAACCAUCGAAAGCCCCAAAGCAUAACAGAUGUGGUUGCACAAUCCUCUGACAUCAGAGUGCAAUGUUUUGGUCAGCUCACUUGGAGUUCGAAUUUUAGCUUAAUGUUCAUCUGGCUGUGAAAUCCAAUUUAGUAGCUCUAAUUUGCACCAUCACUUGGAGGACUUUGCAUACUGUUCUUAGACUGUUUUUGUGCUAAUGUUAGUCCCUGAGAGAUUCUGGAGGUAAAGUUGGCAAAAAUCUUUUGUAACAUGCAAGACUUGUGGUUGUAUAAAUUGAAUCCCCAAACAUGACCAUUUGUUGCUUCUUUAAGAUACAAUUUGUUA